Morone saxatilis (striped sea-bass) is the source of this 7501-nucleotide messenger RNA. RefSeq names its product muscleblind-like splicing regulator 3 (gene mbnl3). The record is from RefSeq and is a predicted model, not a curated record. The transcript has 7 exons. The coding region runs from base 1371 to 2450 and encodes 359 amino acids. Lineage: Eukaryota; Metazoa; Chordata; Actinopteri; Moronidae. Gene Ontology annotation, molecular function: metal ion binding.
CUGUCAUUGGUUGUUGAUGUACUCUGCAUGCCUGCAAGAGUCUGUAUAAUUGGCUGGAGCCUUGCAUUGAGCACAGCAGCUGCAGUUGUGAAGAACUACCCCCCUCUCUCUCUCUGCCCUGUCUCUCUUUUUCCUACUUCUUCCCUUCACAUUAAUAACUGUCUGGGAAUCAUUGGCGUCGACCACACGUGCCAGCCUUUCAAGCGAUUUCAAGGACACUGCUUUUCACACUAUAUCGCAGCUUCAUGUCAAGUUAGUCAAUUACUUUCUGAUCCAUGGAGCUCAGGGGAGUUGACGUCUCUGUCCUGACUGCAAUCUCCCUCCAUCCCAUCUCCUCCCCCCUCUCUCUCUCUUUUAUCACUUAAUCAAGACAUAGCUUGCCCUUUCCUGUUCAUUGCUGCCUCCCUCCCAUAUGCUCUGUUCCCUUAUUUGUUUGUCCUCGCUUUAUUCUCUUUGGCUCUCUGCCUUCCGCCCUCCUGCCUCGUGGUCCUCGUCACCCUCCGUUUAAACAAGCUCUACACGAGUCUACGGCACGACAACAAGCAAGGACAUGCAGAAGAGAGGUCAGUGAGGAGGAUGACAACAGAAGAAUAGACAGCGGCGAAGGAGGGAUGAGAAAGAGACUGAAAUAAGAGGAGGAAGUGGAACUCCAAAGUGCCUACUGCGAGGGGUCGUCUGCUGCUGUCUGACACUGCUGGAUGAGAGCAGGACGGGGCUCAGUGUGUGUUCGGCCUUGUAUGGAGGCUAUAUUUUAUCUUGACAGCUACAGAGUCAUCCAUCCCACGUUGCUGAGCUGCAGUCCCAACAUACCCUGAGCUAAAUCGCCACCUCAUCAGCGCAAGGACACCAUCCCUAUAAGGUUCUGCUUUUUGUUCUUCUAUAGAAAAUCUUCUUUUUCAGGCUGCUUUAACAUAACUAGCACGACAGCGACUGCCUCAGCCUUGGCCAUGUUGACGUGAAUGUAACAGUUACUCACAGUGGGCGUCAGUCGAUUCAGGUGAAGGCACAGGCGCUCGGUGACAUAUUUAAGCAUGCCAGAGUGAUGUCUUCAGAGUAGUUUCUGUUUUUUCUUUUCUUUUUUUAUUCUUCAAGACAGAGCUGGUCUCUGCUCACGGUCGACCCCCUCUAUCUCACCCUAGUGAAACUUCAGCUGCCACUUUUCCCAGGAAGAACUAAUAAACAUCCCCUAAAAUACACCAACCAAAAGGACUCGCUGCCUAUUUCAGUUGAGGAAGAAAUAUUUUUUCUUCUGUUUCCUCUGUGUUUUUCCGGGGACUUUUUCUUGCAUCACUAUUAGUCACCCUUGCUCUCAUCAGACAGUUUUCCGUCCAUCUGUCUCGACCGCUGCUCAGUGCUUGUGAGCAACUCCGAUGGCUGUCAGCAUGACCAUGGGACGGGACACCAAAUGGCUAACCCUGGAAGUGUGUCGUGAGUUUCAGAGAGGCACCUGCUCGCGGUCUGAUGCCGAGUGCAAGUUUGCCCACCCCUCCCGGAGCUGCCAUGUGGAGAAUGGCCGAGUCAUUGCCUGCUUUGACUCUCUCAAGGGGCGCUGCACACGUGAGAACUGCAAAUACCUGCACCCACCUCCGCACCUGAAAACCCAGCUGGAGAUUAACGGGAGGAACAACCUGAUCCAGCAGAAGGCUGCGGCAGCCAUGUUGGCUCAACAGAUGCAGUUCAUGCUGCCUGGAGCACAGUUGCAGCCCAUAACAACAUUCCCAAUGACGCCCUCCCUGGCAACGAGUCCCAGUAUGGCAUUCAGUCCAUAUCUGAGCCACAUGGGCCCAGGCAUGGGCUUGAUGCCUGAGCUGCUGCCCAGUACUCCCCUGCUGGUCCCUGGGAGUCCCACAGGCCUGACAGCCAUGGGCAACGGCACCUCCGCACAAAAACAUGUCCGCACAGACAAGCUCGAGGUUUGUCGAGAAUUCCAGCGCGGUAACUGCACGAGGGGUGAGAGCGACUGCCGCUACGCUCACCCCCUGGAGGCUGGCAUGGUGGACUGCAGCGAGAACUCGGUCAUUGUCUGCAUGGACUACAUUAAAGGCCGCUGCAGCCGAGACAAGUGCAAGUACUUCCAUCCCCCGGCUCACCUGCAGGCCAGGAUCAAGGCCGCACAGCACCAAGCCAGUCAAAACACAGCGUCCGCAGCCUUGGCUCUGCCUCCAGGUGCCAUGCAGCAGUUACCAAAGAGGCCGAUGUUAGAGAAGAGCAACGGAGCUGCUGCCACUGUCUUCAACCCCAGCAUGUUCCACUACCAGCAAGCCCUGGCUAACAUGCAGCUCCAGCAACCAGCCUUCAUCCCUACUGUAGACCCCUCUGAGCUUCUGACUCCUGAUCCAGUGGAGCUUCAGUGCGUUCCCAUGGAAACCCAUUUCUGUCCCGUCCCCAAACUGCUGGUGGCGGCUCCAGUGGCGCUAAACUCAGUAAGCCUUUCCCGAAACCCCAGUUAAAGUCCCUGAAGCCUGCGCACUACCAGGGUGGUCAACUUUCUGAAUGCAGCAAACAUGUGCCUCACCUACAGUGCACACUGACUGAGUGGCAAUGUGAAACUUCUUAAUAAGAUAGAAUGAAAGUAGGAAAGCUGCGAUGGUUCACGCAAUACAAGCCUGGACGUAUUACUGUUGCUUUAAAGCAGCCAUCCUGAUGCAUACUGACUUGAUCAGGCUGAGCAAUAGAGCUCCCUCAUUCUUACAGCCAUACAUGCCAACACCUUAAAAGUGCACACACACACACAACUACACACACACAGCGACAUACACACACAUUUAAGACUACAUGCCCUUUAUGGGUUGGAGCCAUCACAUGAGGCGAUCCAACACAUUUGACUGUUCCAAAGUCAGAAACUCUGAAAAGCUAAUUCUGGAAAUUCAGACCAGCUGCUGGUCUACAAGCAGUACAUGUUGUCAAAAUGAAAGAGUGUUUCAUAUCUUGUCAUGUUUACGUUUCAAGAUGGCUAAAAAUGUAAUAUUUGUGUUGUACUACGUCUACCAUUCAGUUUGUUCUCAUGGUCUCAUCUUGCCUGAUGAAACGUCAAUGAGUUGUUGUUAAUUUGUUUGUGCCUUUGAUUUAUCUGCUCAGCUGCAGAGGAGACUACGUUUCCCAAAAGAAUUCAAAACACUUAAUAGCAUACAUUGAAAGAUUUUCUUGUUUGCGAUCAAAGGCAAUAUCUGUUGUUACAAAAAUACUGUGUAUUAGCCUGUUAUUGUAAAAAAAAAAUCUAGUAAUUACAGUGAUUGCAACUUUAAAUUUAUAUUGUUUCGUAAAUGUUAAGUAUGAUUGAAAAGAUACAAAUCUACAGAGUGACAUACAAUUAGGAUUCAGUCACUUCUACACUAAAGGGGCUGAGUUGAGAGAUUUUUAAGAAUGUGGCUCUCAAUUUCUUGAUUUAAGAAACAAACUGCCUUAAAGCAGGUGAGGUCAUUGUUCUCUAUGUGAAGGCCUGUCUCUGUAAAACUCUACCAGUCAUAAACCAGACAGCUGAAAUUAUUAAAACUGUUGAAUCUGAGUGAUGAGGUAUCUUUAGCCAUGAUGUCUGAUCAGUGAUUGUUUCGUGGUUGUGAAGGGUGAUUGUCUAAUGAUUGAAAAGGAAGAUUUUUGUUUGUCCUGUUUCCUCCAUGAUUUGAUAUCCAAACAUGGUGUAAAAGAAUGACAAUCUACAGGCGGACUCAUGUUGAUUUGUUAUUACAGCCCUGCCACAAAACAAUAUGUCUGAGGGUCAGAUCUAAGAUUACAGACUUUUAUAAUUGGCAUCUCUCAAACUUUUACAUCUGAUGUCAGAGUUAUUGCACAAGAUGGAAGCAGGAUUUGUUUUCUGAUGUUGUGCCUAAAGUCUGUGUGCCAAGUGGUGGUAUAUGCAAGGAGAUGCCCCAUUUAAUGCAAUACAUGAAUAAUUCCUCCAAAUAAGUAUAUCCAUCUCAAACACAGAGAUGUAUUUUAAAAAGGCAGUUUCUUUGUGUAAUUGUCUCCUUUAAUAAUCCAAAAGCCGAUUGAAUAAGUGGCACAAGAUUUUUAUGUUUUAUGGCUCUUCAGGGAGAAAGCUUAGAACUUGAAAAUGUCCUGUCUGACUUUAUAAUGUGUCGUUUUUUCUACUGAUGUGCCCUUUUUGUCAAAAGCCAGAGUCUGAAUAUGGCAGCCACAGUUGUUAUAACCAGAACUGAGUUAUGGUAAAGCCAGGAGAUGGGGGAAUAAAUCACUCGUUUGAUGUCUGAUGGUAAAAAAAUAAAUAAUUAUAAACCAGUUGGAUGUCCAAAUGUCUGUAAGGAACCUCUCUGUAGGCGUACAAAAUUGAACAUAACAGCUUUGGAAACUGGACUGAAAUCACUUUUAUCCAAAUUCAAAUGUGCCUCUUUCAAGUCUCCUCAAACCACCACUGUCAAUACACUGUAAGAACAGACCAGUGCUCAAAGAUAGAUGUGUUAUUUGGUACAUUAUUAUAAUAGUAAAUCACAAUCACACACAAUCUGUAGUUUCUUCUCUUGAGACAGCUGUGCUGUCUGAUCGUUAUGUAAAGAAAUAAAUCAGUGAGUUGUGUGCAUACAUAAGUGUGUUGAAAGAGAAAAUGAAUCACACAUUUGGUUAGUUGUAAAUGCUGCAGAUAUUAAGGCAUCUCCCACUGAGCAUUAUUCAUUUUAAAUAAUGUUAUUGUGUCGUGAAUGUAUCUAAUGCAAAAACUCAACACAUGCCCCUCUAAAAGACAGGCAUGUUGAAAUGUAAUGAUUCACUAUAUAUAGACUAUUUCUGAGGUCACAUAGGUACCAUGCUGAUGCUGUGUUAAGACAUAUUAAAGUAUGUGUAUUGUUAUAUAGAUUUAUAUUUAAUGUCAAUGGGUGGUGUGACUACUUUUAGAAAUGUCUUUCACUCUCAGAAAGGGUAGAGCAGAAUUGUACUUUUUGAAGUACAAAUGUACACCAUACGUACAUAAGUACCAUAAGUACAUUACAGUACCAUCUCUUGUUAGUCCGUUUUUUCCCCCCUACUUUUGAAAGUACCCAAAAAAAAAAAACAAUGGUAAAUAUAAACAUUUGGAAAAAGUGAGAAAAUCAGCAUGUUAUGCUUUUUUUUUAGCAUUUUGUUCCUUUUUCACAUGACGUGGAUUGGCCGGUUCUCCCCUGUACUGAAGUCCUUGUUUCUGUUAAAGAAAAACUUUGGUAUUUUUCCGCCUGAACCCUAUUUUCCCAUGUUUUUGUGUCUAAGUAACUAAGGGAGACAACAAUUUUUGAAAUUGGUCUAGUAUGGAGUGAGGGGGCUACAGCCACAAAACUGGCUACAACGUAAUCCUUAUGGGAAAUUGCGCACCGUCAAAGUUGUUGUUUUUGCCACUUACAGUCUCAGAUAUUAUUAUAGGUGUCUGACAACAAUAUAGAAAGGACCCUAUAGAAAUACACCUUUUGGUGAAAGAGUCAGAUCCUUUUUAUUUCACCAGAAACAGCAGUUAUAUCACUAUGUUCAAAGUGACCAGACCACAUUGUCUUUCCACUGUUCAAACAGUGAAAAUAAGUCUAGUUUGGUAGAAUACACUCUUAAUUAACUAUAGAGUUAUAUGUGAAAAUAUCAGGAGUGGAGUAAGAGGGAGAUCGGGAGAGGAAUAUUUUAACAUCUAAUUGUUUAAUAAUAACAAUCGGAGCCUAUCAGUGGCAAAUACAAGCAUGUUUAGUGGUUGUACAUUAAUGGUUCCCAAUUGACCAUAAGGAUUACGUUGCAGCCGUCUCACUCCAUACUGGUCUCACUUGGACACAGAAACAUAGGAAAAUAUAGUCUAAGUUUAAAAAUAUCAAAGUUAUCCUUUAACUCCCAGUCUUGGUCUGGGGAGGCUGUAUACAGACGUAACAGUGUACACAGGCCAUCCAGUAGGAGAUGCUAGUGCUGCAACAUGGAUGUAAUCGGCUUCCCACCAUUAACACUGCAAACUGUGUUCAAUGAAGGCAAGUUGGAAGCAGCACCUCCUGGGAUUGACCCUGAGAUUGGGUGGAUUAAUGUGUUUUUCCCUGUUACAACCUGGGUGCCCCAAUCAAUGUGCUACCUUAACUGUAGCAAUUGUACCUUAAGUUCACGUUGAAUUGGUAUAAAUGUGUCCCUUAAAGGAACAGUACGCUUAUUCGCUUUCUUUCCAAGUUAGAAGAGAGAUUGAUACUGCUCUUAUGUGUUUGUAGUGUGUGAGUGUGUGAUUUGAAGCUCGAACCAGCAACCAAUUAGCUUAGCACAAAGACUGGAACCAGAGACAGCUACUCUGGAAUUGUCUAAAUUACUAAUCAACACUUCUUAAGCUCACUAGUUAAUAGAAUUAAUUGUAUCUUGUUUGUUUAAUCAGAACACAGGAAAGUAAAAAUAACAGUUUGUAGCUUCAGUGUGAGUUCCGUAUUGGAACUGUGUCUGGGAGCAGUAACAUUCUAGAACCUUCACGGUGAGGUUGCCAGGCAACCUUCAGUAGAAGUACUGGGUGUUUAUCUAAUUUAGUCUGCCUAAUUUAUUAAUUUAUGGGCCAAUGAUAAGUAAUUGUUAUAAACACAUAACAUUAACCAAAAAAUCGUAUAUAUAUAUAGAUACGGAUCCCUUACAUCAGUUUGUUUCCAGUCUUUAUGUUAAGCUAAGAUAACUGUCUCCUGGCUCAAGCGUCAUAUUUACCACACAGACAUGAGAGUGAUAUCAGUCUUCUAUCUAACCCUCAAAAUAAUUCUUUCCAAAAAAUAUGAAGUAUAUAAAUUUAUUUAAAAAAUCUUUUACUUGUUAUCUACAUGAUGGAUUAAAUAGUACAUAACCCAUUAUAUGCCUGUUAUAAUACAUCUGUAAAGAAAUGUACUUUUUGGUAUAGACACGUACUUCUCCUUUACCUUUUGAGUGUGUUGAGCAGCUACAUUUUCUUUGAAGAAUUUGAACAGAAAUGUUCCUCUCCUACUCGAUGAAAUUAAUUAUUAGAAUGUCCAGACAAAUGAGUUUGUCUAAAUCUUACAGCUUUGAAAGACUAGCUUUGUCCAGCCAAGAAAAACCCCCUCUCUCUAGCCUUCGUCUCCUCCCCCCUUUACAUCAUUAUGCCUUCACUAACUGCUGUCCAGCUGGGAAAAAAAAACAGAAUACUUGAUUAAUAAAUUGUGCCUCUUGAGGGCAUUUGAAUUUUUAAGUACAUUUCGAUGUACACCGUGUAUUGAUGCACAAGAGCAUGUUAGUUAGGGGAUUUGUGGUGUGGUGCGAGAAAAAUUAGUUCUUACCUCUUUCCCUUUCUCGUUUUCUUGCACUUGAUUUCCUUUAGGCCUCAUUGUAUUUUUCCCAUACAGUCAUGAAUCAUUUUCUCUGGAAUAUGCAAAAUGCUCUGAUCAUUGUGUCCAGUGACCAGAUCCUUUAGCAUGUGGACAGUUAAUUCAGUCCUGAGCAUACUUCUGUUGUCCGGGGCACAAACAAAGGGCCUUAUUUCUCGAUCACUGUAUAAAGAUGUGAUAGCUGUGUAUGAAAGUGACAUGUAUUAAUGGUAAGUUAAGCUUUUUUUUUAUCUGACAUUAAAAAAAAAACA